GAGAUGUAUAUACUUGUUGAGGAGUUAACACCGUAUCUGACGAUUGAUCUAGGAUCAUAUUUGCAACGUUAUGUUCUCGUAGAAUAAUCUAGCCUCUUUCAACCUUCUUAGUAAUGCUGUCGAAUAAAGGCCAAGUAGGCAAACAUUGAACGUUUAAAGGCCAAGGAGUGAUAUUCUUCACAGCGAAGUUGUUUCAGAUUCUGAGUGUGCGAUCGACAUGAUGUUGUGAUGAUUCCCAGCAUGAGCUCUGUCCAGCUUUCACAAUGAACGUUUAAAGGCCAAGUAGUCAAACAUUGAAUGGGGAAAAGAUGAUUUUCUUGUUUCUUAUUUUUGCGAGAAGGAUAACGGCUAGAUGCUGGUGGUAGCUUGUCAUGACCCAAAGAAUACCAUACUAGAAAGUGUUAGGAAAGCGUUUGGGUAUUUAAGGACCAAUAUAUUGGUAUUUACGAUUUAGGCUUAAGUAUUGUGGCCAUAUUGUAAACGUUCUAUUUCUUCAAGUUGCUAGCACUAGUUGUCUAUAAUAUUUUUCUUCCUACAGUCCUGUCUAGUUUCCAGCUUCGGUGUUGAUAUGGAUAAAAGGUGGUGCAGAUACUAAUUUAGAAACUAGGUAGUUAAAUAAUCGUGUAUAUUUUUGGAAAGAUAUAGGUGACACUUUAGAUAGGUGAUGCAUCUCCUCGUUUCUAAUAAGUGGUGGGAUGGGAGGAUAAGUACUAUAUAAGUAUUGCUAUAAGAUGUUGAAUUGGUAAAGAUUUGGCCUUUUGUGGCUUGCGACUAACUAAUUGGUCAUAAAGGUUCAAGUUUUAGAGUGCAAGAAUGGUGCUUAGAAAGCAUAUUGGCUGCCCCUAGAUGGAAUUGACAUUCUUGGUGCUGAUGUACAUUUUCAAUGUAUUUUAUUUAUUUGAACUUGCUUGUCCAUGUAAUUCUGUUGUGUGUGUGAGUACAUUUACUUAUAUACCUGUUGCAAGAUUUCUAAUUCUUAUUUAAGCAAUUUGUGUAGUAUUUAUUCCAAUCUCUGUUUCUAGCCUUCGCUAACUUUAGUCUAUCAGAAAUUUCUGUUACGGACUUAUUUGUUUGUAGUGGUCCAUGUGUAUCCUACAUGCUUCGCAAGCGAGCCCUCUACAAUGACAUGUCAAGGUAUGUAUGCUGUGCUGGCUAUCUCCCAUGUAGUGGAAGGUGUGGAGAAAGCAAAUGCCCAGAGUUUUGCCUUGCCACUGAGGUUAUUUGCUGCUUUGGUAAUUCGGUUGCCUCAACCCGCUUCUUGCUGCAAGACGAGUUCAAUAUCCAGACAACUCAAUGUGACAACUGCAUCAUUGGAUUCAUGUUCUGCCUCCAACAAGUUGCUUGCAUUUUCUCCCUAGUCGCAGCAAUUGUUGGAAGCCAGGAGCUUUCCGAAGCCUCCCAGAUUCUUUCUUGCAUGUCUGACUUCGUCUACUGGACGGUCUGUGCAUGUAUGCAAACACAACAUAAGGUCGAAAUGGAUAAGAGAGACGGAAAAUUCGGGCCGCAGCCUAUGGCAGUCCCUCCAGUACAGCAGAUGUCACGUAUCGACCAGCCCAUCCCGCCGCCAGUUGGUUAUCCGCCUCAGCCGGCAUACGGACAACCCUACGGAUAUCCACCCCCGCCGCAGGCCCAGGUUCAAGGCUAUCCUCCGCCCGGAUAUCCCCAGCCUGGUGCCUAUCCGCCUCCUGGUUCCUAUCCCCCUCCUGGUUACUAUCCCAAGUAGGGGAUGUCUGUCUAUUAAAAGUUUGAGAUGCGGCUUCGCUGGAAACUGCAAAAUUCUUGUGAACAUAUAUGCCUUGUAGAAAUGAACUCUGUUUUCUUUCCCAUUAAAUUACUCUUAUGAGUGAAGUCUACUUUCUAGAUUAUUGCGGAUUGCGAUGGUUGGCUAGUAGUUCAUGAUCUUACGUUUACAUACAUAAACUUGGUGAAUUUUGAGUCUCAGGCACCUUUUUUGUACUCGAAAGUUUGUUGUCGUCUUUUUGUAUUUCUCAUUUUUGUUUCAUUGAAA
Molecule: messenger RNA, 2008 nt
Organism: Ananas comosus (pineapple)
Lineage: Eukaryota; Viridiplantae; Streptophyta; Magnoliopsida; Poales; Bromeliaceae
Exons: 5
Coding region: 1097-1723 (208 amino acids)
Source: RefSeq, a predicted model, not a curated record